AGGGUCGUGUUCUCUGAUCGUUCAUAGCGCCGUAGGGUGCCAGCGUUACCUACCACCGCGCUAAUGCAGGAAGCACUUCGAUUAAUUCCCGGGGGCUGUCACUAAGUAACGAUUAAUCUAGUCACCGGGGUGGAACGCUGUGUUUGUCCUCGCCCGAUACAUCAUAGUGUGAAGCUGAUAUAUAUGUGCAGCCUACUUUUCUGGCUUCAGCACCGUAGUUCUUCAAUUUGAGGCUCAUCCCCGUCGUAUCUGCAUACUAUUCAUCCACUCUUCUUUUUCUAUGUCUGAUCCUUCCUGGGCGCCGACCAAUGAAACAGCUGAGCAGAUAUGGAUUGAGGAGGCGAAUAUUGACGGCAUCUGCAUUGAAGCUGUUGGAUAUGGUGUCCAUCUCACGCUCUUUUUCCUAUGCUUCAACCUUCUCUGGGACAUGAGAAAACGUCAGCCAAAAUACGCUUAUACGUUUCUGGUCUACAUAUCAGCGUUGGUUGUGCUUGGCUCGAUCGGCGCGGGAACAUCUCUAAAGAUUAACCAAGAAGCUUUCGUCAACAAUUGUAAUUUUCCUGGUGGUCCCAGCGCAUACAAUAUACUAGAGUAUGGUGUCGCGUACAACGUUGUCGGUACUGGUGCCUAUAUCAUGAACACAUGGCUUCAGGACGGCCUCCUGCUUUACCGGUUUUACAUUAUCUGGGGUGCCUUCUGGUGGUUGAUGAUAGUUCCCAUCCUCUUAAUGUUGGUGUCAAUCAUCAUGUCCUGUUUCCUGUUGGCUCAACUGGCCAGACCAGGUGCUACCUUGUGGGAGACAUCGAGUGUCAACUUUGCACUGACCUACUGGUCGACGUCCAUUGCUACGACGAUUUUACUCACCCUGCUCAUCGUUGCACGGCUCAUGUAUGCCCGUUAUCGCAUGCGUAAAGCCAUGGGCCCCGGGCAUCAAGCAUCCUACUUAUCAGUAGCUGCCAUGCUUGUUGAAUCCGCCUCUCUUUAUGCUGUGUUCGCCCUUGUUUUUAUCAUCACAUACGCUCGCGGUAGUUCGGUCAAUUACCUUCUGUUCGGACCGCUAGGACAGGUGCAGUCAAUCGCACCCCUCCUUAUCACCCUUCGCGUCUCUCAGGGACGGGCCGCCACGAAGGAGACUAUGCAGGAGACUAUGCUCGGUACCACCAAACCAGCCGUAACCCCCGUGCUCCAUACAUCUCGCCCUUCAGAUACUGCGAUUGAGUUAUAUUCCGUUGGAGGAAAGUCCCUUGAUCCUGACUCUCGCGUGGAGGUGAAUGCAGAAAGUAGUCGAUCAACCGAAUUCAAAAUUCGGAUUGAAGAUGGUUCUGAUGCUUAGGAUAGUUUUGCAGUGAUCUCUUUCAGGGUUUACUAUUUACGUCUUGUUAUCAGUAUAUGUUACGUGUUCCUCGAAUGUGCUUCAUGAUAUUUAUAUAUAAAGACAGGAUUCUUUUGUAUCCCGCUCAUGUGUACUAAUGACAAUGUAUGUUAGUG
Molecule: messenger RNA, 1488 nt
Organism: Somion occarium
Lineage: Eukaryota; Fungi; Basidiomycota; Agaricomycetes; Polyporales; Cerrenaceae
Source: the annotation of a GenBank genome assembly